AAAUGUUGUCCCGAAAGAUUGAAUCACUGGCCUCUUUCCUGUCGCUGCGAAAGAAGCCCACCCCUGUGUCACCUGACCCAUCAAGCCCUCCUACGAACCCUACUGCAACCAGCUCCUGUUCUGACCAGAAUAGCCAGACACCAGCCAACAAGGCAUCAAAUAUUCCACAUAAAGCAGAGCCUAAUGCAUCAUCGCCAGUCCGGGAUCAACCUAUUGACGAAAGACGCGACGAGAGCCAUGCUGCAAUUCCUUCUGAUGGAACAUUGAAUGCCAGCUUUCCCUCCCCAGAGGGAGCCAAAUUUGGGAACGAGAUAAAUCAGCAUGAGUACAGAGAAGGCCCUUCUAUACAGCCCCUGACACGCCAGGCCAUAAAUCCGUUCGGUGAUCUCGCAUCCCCAGCAGCACGAGAAUGGGAAUUGAGAAAGACCUAUGGAGACCAGAACGAGAUUCUUGACAAAUUAAUGAACUAUGAAGGAUUUGAAAACGCCAAGAAGUUGUUUAUAGAUAUUCAGUGGAAGGUUCGAACUUGCCCGAAGCGAGGAAGGGACCCUCUGCGAGAGUCAUACAGCAUUGCUAUACACGGGAACCCAGGAACAGGACGGUCAACGGUGGGUUAUUUAUAUGCUGAGCUUUUACAUUCACUUGGUGUCAUACCAUCGCGGUAUAUCAAAGAGACAUCUGGUUUUAUACUGGCUGAUAUGGGCCCAAUUUCGGUUCGCCGAGAGUUCGAUCGGAUCCUUUCACAGAAGGGUGGUGGGGUGAUAAUUAUCAAUGACCCUUAUACACAAGGAAAGGACAAGAGAUUCGUCGACAUGGUACUCCAAGCGAUGGAGGACCAUCGUGGAAAGCUGGCAGCCAUCUUCGUUGGCCACAAAAGCGACAUGCAGCCAGUUUGGUCACGCCUUUUAGCCGGCAACUUCUCAACCUGUUACAUCCCCGAUAUGAACGAGGCCCAGAUAUGGAGGGUGCUGUAUGAUGGUAUUCUCAGGGAAUACAAAGGACACAUGAGAGUGGAAGACGGUCUUAGCGGAAAGCCGAUGCGAAUUACAGUUCGACGCCUUGUCAACGCCAAUGGCAAUGUAAAUGCAAAAGCAGUACAGGAAGCCCUCUCACGGAUAUCACAACGCCAGGAACGACGCUUGAAGAAAGAGGAGGAAGAUGGCAAAUCUUCGGAUUAUACCUGGCUUACCCAAGCUGAUGUCAUCGGACCGCCUCCCUGCGAGGUAAUCGAGCAGAGUGAGGCGUGGGAAAAAUUCCAGGAGCUUGUUGGUCUUGAUGCCGCUAAGGAAUCAAUGCGUAACGCGAUGAGGAUAGUCGACUUGAACUACCAACUAGAGCUUCAGGAAAGGAAACUCUUGCGACAGUCAUGUCAUCGGUUAUUCAUGGGACGACCAGGAGUCGGAAAGACUACAGUGGCCAGAUUAUACGCACAAGUUCUGGCAGAUCUAGAACUUGUUACUGGAGUAAUUUAUAAAACCUCGUCAGAUCUUGCUGGAGACUCUCCAGAGCAGUUGGUAACAAAGACAAAAGAUAUUCUGGAUUUGGGAAUUGAUCAUGUCUUACUGAUCGACAAUGCUCACACACUUAGCCCUGUCGCCAUGGCUGAUAUUACAAGCAGUAUUCAAGGAGCUCCAUUCCAAAACAGAUGGGUUAUCCUGAUUGGACAAGAUGAAGGAAUGCUGAAUAUGCUACAGAAAAACCCGACACUAUCACAAUUUUUCCCCCUAGAAACCCACGUUCGUUGCGAAAGUUACAGCCUUUCCCAGCUGGAGGACAUCAUGCAACGGAAAUUAAACAAACAGGGUAUCGAAUGUACCUCGGCAGCGCUACAGGUUGCCAAAGAGAUUUUCGAGCGACGAAUGAUGUAUCCAGACUUUGCCAACGCCACCGAGGUUGAUCGAUGCCUUGAGAGAGCCAAGAUCAAUCGCGCAACGAGGAAGUCGAAUGGCCGAUCAAGCAAAAUAUAUCCGGAGGACUUUGAUCCGGACCUAGACCGCGAGGCUGUUGACUCUUAUCGAUUACUUCGAGGAGAGGUUCAUGAAGACAUCAUUGAGAAGCUGGUAGGAUAUCAGAUUCGUUAUCUGAAGGCAAAAAAGUCGGGUAUCAAUCCUCGAGGCGUAAUACCGACUAGAUUCGUUCUCAAAGGUCCUCCAGGGACCGGGAAAUCGAUAACGGCGCAGCACAUUGGUCGACUAUUUUAUAACGUCGGAUUUCUAUCUACGCCUGAAGUUGUUGGUUACACCAUGACCGAUCUCCUUGGUGAAUCUCCAGGCCAGUCCCGUUUCAAUACCAGGAGACACCUUCAACAAGGCCUUGGGAAGGUUCUGUUUCUCGACAAUGCAUCUUGUCUCAAUCAUAAGCAGCACAGUCAGACGGUUGACGAGCUAUUGUACCUUCUAACCCAGCCAAAUUAUAUCGACAAGACGGUGAUCAUCCUCGCCGGAGACAUGGAGCAGUUGGAUACCCUAUUUGCAGCUCAACCAGUAUUAUCAGGCCACUUCGCCGAGGAAAUCAUCUUCCACCAACUACCAGCAGAGGUCUGCAUCACGCUGCUGGUGCGCGAAUUAAAGAAGAAUUCAGUCACCCUUAAAUCGGAUCUCGCCAUCAGUAAUUCACCACUACAGUGGAGAGAAGUCAGGAAUCUUUUCCGGGAUCUACAGGGGCUUCCGGGGUGGACUAAUGCGCGUGAUGUUGAACAACUGGGAAAGCGAAUACUUGGAAAAUUUCUCGAAUGGAAUACUGAAACAGCCGUGGAAGAGCUGUCGGAAGUCCCUGUCAGUUUAGUCAAACAGUGUAUGCAGGAGAUCAAGGAGCAGCGCAACCGGCGAUCUCUUACUACAGGAAAGAGCCUCAGCAAUUCAGCACCAGAUCUCGUAUUUCAACUCCCACCCAUGUCGCAGACCUUUCCUGAAACUGGCCCUGAUGUGACCCGAAUCACGGAACAGACCCUGACCGAGUUUCAAAGCUGGGGGGCGUCAAAGCAUGAUCAUAAGGAGUUCACGUACCAGAGCAACGGCGCUGCUACCGAGAAGCGUUCAUCUCGAGAGCCCGACACCUCCGACGAGGAAUGGAGUGAGCUGCGAUACGCUCAAAUUGCAGCGAGGGAGAGAGAUAGUUAUCAUCGGGGGCGGUGGAAACAGGUGCUGCAAGAUAUGGAAGUAGUUGAGGAAGCAAUUGAAGAAGCGAAUGAGAAGACAAAGGAGACAGAACAUGAGGACUCCCCGGAAGACCAUGGCCGACAAGGAUUUUUACAGAAAUUCAGACAACUUGAGAACAGGGUGAGCGACAUCAUCCGGGUAAGAGUCAACGAGGAAAAGGUCCAGCGGGCAUUACGAGAGAUGAAUAAAUGUGAGAAUCAAUAUAGCUGGUUUCGGGUGUGCGGCGGAUAUAGAUGUGAUGGGGGGAAGCACUUUAUAUCUGAAAAUGAGCUUCAGGAGAAGGGAUACUGAGAUGAAUUCCAUUUACUUUCCAG
This is a messenger RNA of Aspergillus wentii DTO 134E9, 3472 nucleotides long. RefSeq lists its product as uncharacterized. The record is from RefSeq and is a predicted model, not a curated record. The annotation marks the transcript as partial. The transcript has 4 exons. Gene Ontology annotation, molecular function: ATP binding; ATP hydrolysis activity. Lineage: Eukaryota; Fungi; Ascomycota; Eurotiomycetes; Eurotiales; Aspergillaceae.